AUGCCGCGAUCUUUCUUGAUAAAACAAAAAGUGAUCAAGAAAUACUCGCGUGAUGAAUGCUGUUAUCCUGAUAACGCCCCAUAUUUCUGGCCAGAUGAUACAACAGCAGAACUCGACAGCCCACCGUUCGGGUAUGAAAAAAUGUACGACCUAGGACCUAAUCGCAAAGCUGCAGAUGAUCAUCAAAUAAGAGAGGAUUUGGCAUCAUGGAAAUCGCGAGAAAUCAUAGAUCAUGGGGGUUUAGAGGAUAAUCGGGUGCCUAUGGGAUCGCCAAACUCUAAAAGUCCACAAACACCAUCUAUGUUCUAUGAAAAUCAUUGGAUAACACAGUCGACCCUAUUUCCUUUCCCUUUUCACGAUUUUGAGAAGAGACAACAGGCCGAGGGGGUUGAAGGAGAGUCAACAGAAAACCAGAAGUCGCAACUACAAUGUGCCACGUGUAAAGCGAAGUUUGACACGCGCAAUGCAUUAGAAGAACACGCGAAAACGCAUUCAAAUACCAAUCGAAACUACACGUGCAAUUUCUGCAACAAGUCUUUCUCUCGCUCCUGGAAUUUUCAACGGCACAUUUUGAUUCACAAAGGUAAAAUAAAGUGUUUAUGA
Molecule: messenger RNA, 603 nt
Organism: Xenia sp. Carnegie-2017
Lineage: Eukaryota; Metazoa; Cnidaria; Anthozoa; Malacalcyonacea; Xeniidae
Product: zinc finger protein 13-like
Exons: 2
Coding region: 1-603 (200 amino acids)
Cellular component (GO): nucleus
Source: RefSeq, a predicted model, not a curated record